Messenger RNA from Chelonia mydas (Green sea turtle), 3597 nucleotides. RefSeq names its product dendrin (gene DDN). NCBI's taxonomy places the organism in Eukaryota, Metazoa, Chordata, Testudines, Cheloniidae. The coding region runs from base 335 to 2839 and encodes 834 amino acids. The record is from RefSeq and is a predicted model, not a curated record. The transcript is spliced from 2 exons.
AGCAGCUGGGAGGCCCUUUCAGUCGUGGGGGGCAGGUACCACGCGCCCAUCGCCUUGCCGAGGCCCUAGCGCUGCUGGGUGGAGGGAUCCCCAUUAACCCAGCAAUGACCCCCCCACACACGGGCCCCAGGCUGAGCUGAGCUCCGCCCAGCUGGGCUUGCAGGAGGUGCCGUCAGCAGGUACGUGGGGGCAGCCCAGGGUCUGGGGCAUCACUUGGGAAGGGGGUGUCCCCCAGCAACAAGCCCCAGGCCCCCCAUGACCACGUGGUGUCCCGCAGAGCAGUCGGGGAGCGGGCAGCAUUCAUGGGGUUCAGCUGCAGGUCCUGCCAUCGUCCAUGGCCCAGCCAGGCGCCAGUGGGUGCUGGGGGGAGCAGGGUGUCUGCAGGGCACCGGGAGAGGGGCCAUGCCAGGUAUCCUGGCAGGGGCCAGGCUGCAGGCCCGGCUGGGGAGCUGCGUGUGUUUCAGGGCGUGCACGGUCCAAGCACUCUGAGUGUGUGUGUGCAUGCUGCGUGCCUGUCUCCCCGUGUGCACGCUCUGUUCCGGCUGCUGGCAGGCUGGCACUCACCCGCCCGCACAAAGAGCUGCUCCCGACACAGCCCUGGCGCAGAGCUCCCAAGCUCGCAAGCAGCCCGUGGGCGCAGGCAGCCCCCAGCCCUCCCUCUCCGCGGAGCGCUCCCUCGUGGGCUCGCCCGGCUCACCACGCCCGGACAAGCAAGUCCCCUGGGACCAUGCUGGGCUGCCCAGUGCUGGGGGGCCAUGAGCCAUGGGGGGCACCGGGCACUGGGCACCUGCAGAUCUGCAAGCGGACGGACCUGCUGGUGGUUGAGAUUAACACGGUCUCUUGUUGCAGCCACGGCAGCGCCAUGGACCCAGGGCACUGGCCCGCACGGGGCUCCGGCACCCCCUGGAUCUACCGGAGCAUCUCGGGGGAGUACGCGUGUCUGGAGAAGCGCCUCGCGGCUGAGCUGUGGCCGGCCCGGCGCCCGGGGCCCCGUGCGCACCAGGACCCCACGUGGAGCAAGACGAUUCCUCCGCAGCACCUGCCCUCCAGCGGCGACCCCCUGCUGGGGAAGGGGGCGCCAGGGGACUGGGACGCCCCCAACGAGAGGAAGCCGAGGGGCGGCUCGGAGGGCAGGAGGGGCCUGGGCUGGGCAGCCCCCCCAGAGAGGAGGGGGCAAGGGGCAGCGGCCAGCGUCCUGGGCAGGAGGCGGCUGGCAGGGAGCGCCGGGGGGGCACCCCCAGCCGGGCCCCCCAGCUAUGAGACCCACAUGCUGAGGCGGCUCCGGGUGGGGCAGGGCAGCCGCAAGCCGAACGAGCCGCGGCCCCCACCCUAUGUCUCGCCCCCCGCCUACGACGCACCCCACCGCACCCUCCCCACCAAGCGGCCCCGCGCCGCCCCCAAGCCGCCGGCUGCCAAGCGGGGCCGGGCAGCACCCCAUGGGAAGGGGCCCGCCGGAGGCAGCCCGGAGCCCACCCCCUGCUCAGGCCGCCCCCGGCAGCGGCUGGCCAGGCUCCCCGAGGAGGUCCUGGGUGGCUGGAGCUACCACGCGGGGUCGGGCUCCCUGGGGCGCCGGGCUGGGUCAGGGCUCUUCUGCCCGGGGCUGGAGGGCGCGGUGCGACCCACGGCCCGGGGUGGCUCGGCCGACUCCCUCUUCCGCCCGCUGUCCACCCCAGACGGUGGCAGCCACACGCUGCCCCGGGCAUCCGGAGAGGCUGGCAGGGCCCAUGGCUCCGGGGGCUGGGAUGCAGGGGGGCCCAGCUCUGCCCCGGGAUGGCAGCGACUCCCCUCCGGCUGGGGCUUUGGCUAUGCGCCCAGCUCCAGGGGCAGCGCCGGGAGUGGGCAGCGGGAGGGCUGGGAGCAGAGGGGCCGGCCAGAACGCAGGGCACCCCCUUCUCCCCACCCCGCGGGGAAGGCACCUGGCCAGUCCCCCACAACCGAAGGCCGAAGCUGCCAUGGGGGCGUCUUUGUGAUCGAUGCCACCUGCGUGGUGAUCCGCGCCGAGUACAUCCCGCCCCCCCGGCGGAAGCAGGUGCAGCUCCUGGGGUCCCCCCCGCCCCGGGACCCGGCCUCGCCAUGCCAGAGGCUGCUCUUGGCCAGCCGACCCCACCUUGGGGCCUCCGAGUGGGCGGCAGGGCCCCCACCGCCUUCCCCUUCCCACGGGGCCGGCUCCCUGGGGGAGAGGGCGGCUCGCAUCUUGGGGCUCCCCACGGCCGAGCUGGGCCUGGUGGAGCAGCAAGGGUCCUGUGCCCCGCAAGAGACCCCUGGGCGCUGGGGCCAGCAGGCAGGAGCAGCCCUUCCUGGCAGCCCGGAGCCGCUGGUGGGGGUCCCCAGAGUGCAUGGGCUGCCCAGCCCGGCUGCUUCCCCCGAAGAGCCGCCGGGGGUCCCGUGCAGCAGGGAGACCCCUGGGGAUGGCACCCAUCCACCAGCGGACCCCGGGCCGGGUUGGGGCAGGGAGGCUCCCGGGGACGGUGCCAGUCGCGGCGAGCCGCAGGCCCUGCGUCCCCGAGCCCGGCCCGGCGCCAAGCGCCCGGCGCUCUGCACCCGCGACCUGCGCGAGGCCGUGUCCCGCAUCCGCCGGCACACGGCGCCCGACUCGGACACGGACGAGGAGCCCGAGGGCCCGGCCCCGCGCAGCCCUGUGGCCUGGGGGGGGCGCCCGCGCCACGACGCCCUGGCCUACAGCAGCAGCAGCCUGGAGAGCAGCGGCUCCGACGCCACCGUCCGCCCGGCCGGCCAGGGGGGGCUCCCGGGGGCCGGGGCGGGACCCAGCCCUGAGGCUGGGCGGCCAGGGGGGUUGGAGUUGAGCGGGGCCGGGGCAGCGGGGCCCAGAAGGGGGUGAGGGCAAUGGAAGGGCCCUGCCCCACUCGUGCACCCUGCGCUUUUUUCCCCUUGCCCCUGCCCUCCUCUCUCUUUCUCACAUAUUUAGGAGGGGCGGGGCCUGGCAGGGCGUGUCCAUGAGGGGCGUGUCCUGACAGGGUGUGGCUUGGUGGGGUAUGGCUGAGCCGGGCAACUCAAAUACCCCUUAGUUUUGGGAGAACAAGGCUGACCCCCAGAAGGGCUCAUCACCAGGGGUGGGGCUGGGAGCCCAGAGGGGUGCAGGGAGCCGACUGGAACGGACGCACCGGGUUAGACCCAGCUAGGCCCCCCAGGCCGGGCUCCCUCUCACGCCAUCUGCGUAGUCAGUGCCGGCCUGGCACCCCGGGCCCUGUCACCGUUCCUGGCAGAGCCGUAACAAGGCGUUUUAGCGCCUGUGGUGAGCAAGCAUAUUUGCACACACUCCCAUCGGGUUUUUUCACCAUUUUUACACCCCAUUCCCCCCCCACCCCCCGUGCCUUUGCACCCUGGGCAGCUGCCCCACUCACCCUGCCCUGGAUACGGCCCUGCCAGGGGGCAGUUAAUGGAGGAUUCUGUGUCUGUACCCCAGAAUCUUCUGUGUGAAUUGAGCCUGCUGUAAAAUGUUCCACAGAGAAAUAAACCCCUGGGGGGGCCUCUGCCCCGGCCUUGUUGCCCUGUCUGUGAGUUUAUACCCUGACCAACCCCUCGCUACUUGCAGCUGCCCGGGCCUGGACUCCUGUGCAGCUUUGCUGACAAACAGCU